AAGAAAGAAGAACAAAAACUGAGGAAAUGAAAAGACGACAUUUCAUAAAACGUGGAUUUCAAAAUAAGUUGUAAAUUAAUUGAAAAAUUGUAAUAAAAAUUGACCGUCAAAGGGAAAUAUAACAUAAAACGGUGCGGUAUUGUCACGAUAGUGCAUUUGUCCAAGUGACAACUAGUGAAUAUAUCAACAAUUUCGUAAUCUCUAUCAUACUGUGAAUCCAUUUUUUUACUUCGAUUGCGGAUCAUGUAAAUACAGUCGAAGGUCACAAUAAUGAAUUCAUCAAAAACAUUUGUUGCGAGUCGUUUAAGUUCGUCCAAAUCGGUAAUAUCCAGCCGUCUUUCCGUUGGUUCAACAUAUAGUUCGUCGAAACGGGAAACUAGUUUCCAAGCAGCCCAACAUAAUGCAACCAUUCAGUCGGCUAAAUCUGCAAAUCUUCGGGAAAUCUUGCAGAAUGUCAAAGAGAAUAAACAGUUGUACGAAAACUACGUAAUUUACGUAAAAAGCAAGGCCAUCACAUCCGACGAAUUUGCGGCUAUCAUUCAAAAUGGGCAACAGUGCGUCGAUUUGCUAACACCCAAAUUUUCGAAACUUGUUCACGCAAUGCUAUCAAUGCCCUGGUUGCGUGAAAACGAAGAAAAUCGUCUGUCGUACACAAAAUUCCUGAAAGACAUCAUAACGGCCCACAAUAAAUUCGUCGAAGAUGCUCUGCGCAGAUUGGUGUCCCAUUGGAUACCCAGCGAUGAUGAACGGUCAUGGAAAAGAGGACUACCGAAUGAACAGGUCGAAAAGGCGUUAACAAAUUUACACGAUGCUAUCAAUUCGAUACUGGACAUCAUACCGCUGACGUCGGACAAAAUAAAGUGCGCGAUCGAGAACAAUUUUCCACACAUUUCGAAGCCACCGCAUGUGUACGCUGGCUAUGUUUACAAUAUACUUCGGCUACUGGAUUAUCGUCCGAUCUUUGCGAACGAGCUAAUCGAGUUGAUUUUUAAGAAGUUAAUUGAAUUGGAUACGAGUGCUUCCAAAUCAGCGAUUCAGUCAUAUGAAUGCGACGAUGAUUGCACUGAAAACCCGUUGAAAGAUUAUGAAGAUGAUGAAAUGAAAUUCAAGUACGCCGAAACAUUGGAUCUGUGCAUGGAACAACUGUUUUCAUUUAUCGAUAGAGAAUAUGGCCGUGAUGCGAACAGAAAAAGGAAAUUGAAAGAUCUUCUGCUGGACAUAUUCGAAAAUUUGAUACUACCAACGUACAACAGUCAUCACAUUCAAUUUACGAUAUUCUACUAUAGCAGUUUGAAGCCUGCCAUUCUGCAAUCAUUUAUCGACACGUGCUGGUCAAAAUUAAACAAUUUCAACGAAGCGCCACUAAUUCGUCGAACGGCAGUGUGCUACAUAGCCAGUUUCAUGUGUCACGCCAAAUUCGUAACGAACAAGGAUAUCGAAUCGAAUCUACAGUCGUUGUGCGAAUGGGCGAUAACGUACAUGGAGAAUGCGUACACAAUGCUGAACAACAUCAAUGCCAUGAAAGCUCACAUGGUCUAUUAUUCGGUGUGCCACGCCAUAUUCCACAUCAUUGCAAUCCGAAUCGAUGCGGUUUCGGAUCGAAGGGCUAAAGAUUUGGGAUACCAACUCACCAGAAUCGUCAAAUCUCCGUUCAAUCCGUUACGCGUCUGUCACAACGACAUUGCGACAAUAUUCGCGAGUGUCACGAAAUCGCAUCAAUUGGUCUACUGUCAAACCAUACUGGAGCGAAAUGCUCGUCAUCGACUGGCCACCGUCUAUUCGAAUGAAAUAGCCAUGCCCGACCAGACGUUAGACAUAAUUAAUCCGUUCGACGCGUAUCUACUGAAGAAAUCGGGUAAGCGAAUAUCGGACAUUUAUUGGCAACAAUUGGUGCCGUCCGAUGAGGACAAUGACAUUGGUGAUGCUAUGGAUGUGAUGGACCGGAAACGGGUUCGGCUAGAGUCGUUAAGUGAUGAGUAUUUUAUUAAUCCGAAGAAAGUGAUGGUUGAGAUAUCCAGGAGCCUGGAAAAGGAUGUGCAUUUUUAAGAGGGAGAGAGAGAGAGAGAAGAAGUUACAAUAAAAAACCAAAAAAAUAAA
Messenger RNA from Bradysia coprophila, 2097 nucleotides. Its product is annotated as RNA polymerase I-specific transcription initiation factor RRN3-like. Gene Ontology annotation, cellular component: nucleus. Gene Ontology annotation, molecular function: RNA polymerase I general transcription initiation factor activity; RNA polymerase I core binding. NCBI's taxonomy places the organism in Eukaryota, Metazoa, Arthropoda, Insecta, Diptera, Sciaridae. Gene Ontology annotation, biological process: transcription initiation at RNA polymerase I promoter. The record is from RefSeq and is a predicted model, not a curated record.